Molecule: messenger RNA, 1526 nt
Organism: Alnus glutinosa
Lineage: Eukaryota; Viridiplantae; Streptophyta; Magnoliopsida; Fagales; Betulaceae
Product: chloroplast protein FOR GROWTH AND FERTILITY 1
Exons: 2
Coding region: 120-1274 (384 amino acids)
Source: RefSeq, a predicted model, not a curated record
GUGAGCCACUUUAUCCUAAACCAACAACCACCCUCUCUCUCUCUCUCUCUCUGUGUUUGCAAAAUCUUUGACCCUCAAAACCUCUUCACAGACACAGGGAGAGAUAGAGCAGAGAGGCCAUGGAAAGGCUCCUGUACUCUUCUUCACCAACCCCUUUCAAGCUCCACCUAAAAUCCUCUUCCUUUGUCCCUCGACUCGGCCGAAUUGACUCACCAAGCCUCGGUUUUCUUCUACCAACUCGCCCCAAGUCCAGGCGGGUCAGCUCAUUCUCUUGCAAAAACGAAAACCCAUCUCCCUCUUCUUCUUUUACAUCGUCUCCAUUGAACAAUUCACCAGCUCUGUCCUCUUCCCGGGCCGGCUCGCCAAAUGGGUUGGUGCCAAACCCCCAUUUUCUCAAACAGAUCGAGGGUGGGGCUUCUGAGCAACGGAAGUCAAUCACUGCUGGGACAUGUAUGGUACUCUCUGCUCUUAUUGUGAUUUUACUCCAACCAGUUUUUGCCCCAGCAGCUUUUGCAACCUUUCAAAGUGCAGCUAAGGCAGGGGGUCCUGCUGCUGCUGCAGUUGGGCGAAGACUGAUCCAGACUGAAUUACUAAGUAGUGCUUGGACUGGUUUCUUUGCUGGUUGCUUACACACAUUAUCAGGACCUGAUCACCUUGCCGCUUUGGCUCCACUCUCUAUUGGCCGUACCCGCAUGGAAAGUGCUGCUGUCGGAGCUCUCUGGGGUUGUGGCCAUGAUGCUGGUCAGGUUAUUUUUGGCUUACUAUUUCUUCUGCUAAAGGAUCGUCUCCACAUUGAAGUAAUCCGAACUUGGGGCACAAGAGUAGUGGGCUUCACUCUUCUUGUUAUUGGUGCUAUGGGCAUUAGGGAAGCUUCAGAAGUCCCCACCCCAUGUGUUGCCUUAGAAAAUGGUGAGUGUGAUGUUGGCGUUUAUGAAGCACUCCAAAACCCAGCCGUUGGGAAGAAGAAGAAGAUUGGUUUUGCAACUUUUGCCACUGGGAUUGUGCAUGGGCUUCAGCCAGAUGCAUUGAUGAUGGUUGUGCCAGCACUCGCGUUGCCUUCUCGCUUAGCCGGAGCUGCAUUUCUUGUUAUGUUCUUGGUGGGAACUGUGGUUGCAAUGGGAAGCUAUACAGUUUUUAUAGGCUCAUGUAGUCAGGCAUUAAAGGACAGGAUACCAAGAAUAACUGAGAAACUCACAUGGGCUUCUUCCCUUGUAGCAAUUGCUCUUGGUCUCGCCAUUAUCAUUAGCCAGCUUUUCGGGUAUAGCCUAUAUUAAUACAUCCUACCAACUUACGAGAUCCACAUUUUGCAAGCUUCCUCAUUAGGGUUAGAAAAAAGAGCUCCGAAAGGAUCAUUCAAUUUGUUUACAGCGGAAGUUAACAAGCAUCUUGCCUUAGUGAGAACCAUCCUCUUUAUAUUUAUCUUCUUUUGCUUUGAAGGUUGUAAUUUUUAGCGUACAAGGGAACCAAUUGCUUUUGAGAAACUUUUUUGUAAUUCUUUUGUGGCAUAUUUCAGAUUGAUUUAGCAA